Messenger RNA from Colius striatus (speckled mousebird), 5163 nucleotides. RefSeq names its product TNF receptor associated factor 5 (gene TRAF5). Gene Ontology annotation, biological process: regulation of apoptotic process; tumor necrosis factor-mediated signaling pathway; positive regulation of JNK cascade. Gene Ontology annotation, cellular component: plasma membrane signaling receptor complex. Gene Ontology annotation, molecular function: thioesterase binding; tumor necrosis factor receptor binding; zinc ion binding. The coding region runs from base 594 to 2267 and encodes 557 amino acids. NCBI's taxonomy places the organism in Eukaryota, Metazoa, Chordata, Aves, Coliiformes, Coliidae. The transcript is spliced from 13 exons. The record is from RefSeq and is a predicted model, not a curated record.
ACGCCGGCCACCGCGGCCCGGCCACGGCCUCCGCCCGGGGAGCAGCGAGCGCCGGCACAGGUCGCUGAUGAAGAUGUUUGAACAAGACUGGCCCCAGAACUGAUCCCUGUGGAACUCCACUGGCCACAGGCCUCCAAUUCAAUUCUGUGCCAUUGAUCACCACCCUCUGGGCUCUGUCAUUCAGCCAACUCUCGAUCCACCUCAAUGACCACACAUCCAAGCCACAUUGUUGGAGCUUUCUGAUGAGGAUGUUAUGGGAGACAGUGUCAUAAGCCUUACUGAAGUCAAGGAUUAAUAUAGCCAAGAACUUGCACAUAAGUAAGUCAAACCUUGAAGAAAAAUAGGAUUAGAGUUUACUGCUACACAUGAGUGAUCAACAGGAAAAAGAAAGAUGUCACGUUAAGAGGCUUUGAAUCCUGUACCAAGUAAACUGAAGUAGCUGCUCCUUCCUCUGAAGUCCGUGGCCACCAGGCCACUGCCGAUGCCAGCCCCCCAGCGAGUGGCAGCCCGCUGCCGGUGGUACCCAGGGUGCUGCACCUGCCCGUGAGUGCUCGAGGGCAUUCUCCUUGUGCCUGCUUCCCAGCGCAGCUCCCAUGGCCUGUGACGAACCCGCCGCUCUCUCGGGCAUCUUCACGCGCCAGAACUCUGCCAGCGCCAUCUCUCUGGACUUCGAGCCUGAUGCCAACUACAAGUUUGUUGAAGCCUUGGAAGAGCGGUACAAGUGUGCCUACUGCCGCCUCGUCCUUCGCAAUCCCCACCAGACAGGAUGCGGGCACCGGUUCUGCCAGCAGUGCAUUCUGUCUCUGAGAGAACUGAAUGCAGUACCCACCUGCCCGGUCGACAAAGAAACAAUAAAAAUGCACGAGGUUUUCAAAGACAACUGCUGUAAAAGAGAAGUUCUCAACUUGCACGUCUUCUGCAAAAACAUCCCUGACUGCAAUUCAAAAAUCAUUCUGGGACGGUACCAGGAGCAUCUUCAGCAGUGUCUGUUUGAAAGCGUGCAGUGCACUAAUGAUGGAUGUUGUGAUCAAAUUCUUCGGAAAGACUUGAAAGAGCAUUUGAGCCAGCACUGUAAAUUUCGAGAAGAAAUGUGUCAGUACUGUAAUAAAUACGUGGUGUUAAUUAACAUAAAGAACCAUGAGAAAAACGACUGCCCUGAUUAUCCUGUGCCUUGCCUCCAAAACUGUUCACAAAUAAUUCUGAAAAAGGAGAUUGAAAAGCACCAUGCAGUAUGUCCUGAGGUGGAAGUGGACUGCCCGUAUAAGCAGUAUGGCUGUCUUGUAAAGCUUAAAAGAGGGAAACUUGCUGACCAUGAAAACAGCGCCCUGAGGGAACAUAUGCUGCAGAUUUUAGACAAGAACUCCCGCUUGGAAGAACAGAUAUCUGACCUGUAUAAGAGCCUGGAAUGUAAAGAGAUUAAAAUCCAGCAGCUAGCAGAGGCCAUUAAAAAGUGUGAGAAGGAGUUCAGGCAGUUUACACAACUGUUUGGUAAAAGUAGCAACUUGAUGGUAAGCACGCAGGCUCUGGCCAGUCACCUGGAUAAGUCUGCACGCCUGGAAUCGCAAGUGAAACAGCUAAUACAGAUGGCAAACCAGCAGCAAAGUAAAUUGGACUUGCGACCCCUGUUUGACACGAUUGAAAAUGUAAAGCAGAAGAUUGCCCUGAUGGAGACAUACGAGCAGCGCUUGGUUGUUUUGGAAGGCCAGUCCAGCAAACAUGAUCUGCAGAUCAACGUUCACAAAGCACAGAUCAAUAAAAACGAAGAACGCUUUAAGCUUUUGGAAGGCACGUGCUACAGUGGGAAACUGAUCUGGAAAAUCACGGACUACAAGAUGAAGAAGAAAGAAGCGGUGGAAGGCCGUGUGCUGUCCAUAUUCAGCCAGCCCUUCUACACCAGCCGCUGCGGCUACAGGCUGUGCGCCAGGGCCUACCUGAACGGCGACGGCUCGGGGAAGGGAACGCACAUCUCUCUCUACUUCGUUGUGAUGAGAGGGGAGUUUGACUCACUGUUACUGUGGCCUUUCAAGCAGAAAGUUACGCUCAUGCUUUUGGACCAAAGUGGGAAAAAAAAUCACAUUGUGGAAGUCUUUAGAGCUGACCCCAACAGCAGCAGCUUCAAAAGGCCAGACGGAGAAAUGAAUAUCGCCUCUGGGUGCCCACGCUUUGUGCCGCACACAGUCCUGGAGAACACCAAGAACACCUACAUCAGAGAUGACACCCUCUUUUUGAAAGUGGUGGUGGAUUUAACCGACCUGGAGGAGCUGUGAAAAGCCUGCCCAAUCAAUGUGACUGCUUUAACCGCUACGAAAUGCUUUCUUGGCGACUGCCAGCCAUGCAAUAGUGAAUAGCCACUAGUAAAGCUACUGAUCAUGUUUCAAGGCUUUAGGACCAACAGAUAAUGAAUUGCCAAAGUGUCAGCCUUUCCUUUUUUAACCUUUUCUUUUUUUCCCCCAAGACUGCGUUUUUAAAGCAGGCCUAAGUCCAGCUGGAUGCGAACAUGCAUUCCAUCCAGGCUUAGCUCAGCCCAGGCUGGAGGGAACACUUGGCUCCCAUCAUCAGAAGCUCCCCCAGGAAGCCCACUGGAGCCUAUGGGUUCCAGGCCUGUGCACACAGCUGAAGCCAGGCCCAAGUGUGCAAGUGCAUUUCAUCAGCCUGAAGCAGCAGCACUGCAAUGGCAGUGUGUUUGAAGGAAUGUAUCUUGAUCCUUCCACCUCCUGGAUUUUUGAAGUGGGGAGAAUGGCUUCGGGCAGGCAGGGUAAACAUUUGCCUGGGAUCUUGUACCUUUAUCUUGUUUCGUUUUAAUUGUUUGUUUUUUCCAGAGAGCCUGGAGGAAGAUGCUGAUGCCUCUUAUUUUUCUAGCCUGGUAUUCCAGCUGUACAGAACACCCCCAGGUCACAAUAGCUUUCUUGUGUCUUUUCCAUUCCUGCCUAGUGCCUUAGAACUGAUUUACAUUGGUGGUAAACAUCUGCAGUCCCUAUCUGAAGUCAAAAGAAGCCAUAGGUACUUCUCACCUCUCAAGACAGGGCCAGAAGUGGGGUGCUGGGUCAGCCUGCCAGCUCUUGAAUGUGGUGAGCUGAAGAGGGGCAAAACUCCUGUACGUUUGUUCCCGCAUGUGCACAAAAGAGAUGUUUUCUGGCCUACCAGCUCUACGGAAGGUGGGAAGAGCUUUGGAUAUCUGCCUGAGCAAAACCCAUGUAACGUGCGCUGUUCCCAUCCACCAGAAGUGGGGAUGUUUGGGAAGGGAGGAGGAAAAUAGACUAGGGAGUGAGGUUUCCAUAAGAACCCAGUUCUCACAGGUAGUGCAGCUCAAGCAUCUGUUAAAAGGCAAGGCAGCUGCUCAGUAACGACUGCUGACUAUGAGGUACGCCUGAAGAUCUGAAUUUGUAUUGCAAGUUCCCUCCAAGGGAAUGUGUGCAUCACGCAGGGUUUACUGGAGAUGCACUAAAACCACCAAGAUCAGGCACUGAGGAGCAAGUGACAAAGAACACACGUGCCUUUUAAAAGCCUUUUGUGUGCCUGUAAGAGGGAUGUAAUUUUGCACACUCCAUCAUUUUGUUCUUACAGGUGACAGAAUUUUGUGUCUGUCUUAUCUCAGGUAGUGAAACACCACAAUGUUAUCCAUUGCUCCUGUGGUCCACUGGCAGAGCAAACCUGAGCUUAUCAAGAACCAGCAAGAAACUGAGCUGGGUUUAGACUAAGAGUAAACUAGGCAGGAAGGAUAAAAAUCAAAAUGGGACACAGACUGCAUGGUAUAAGGUAGAAAAUUCAAGAGGGUAAACGUGUCAAAACCAAAAAUGCUUUUUCUGUGCAGGAUGUUGAUAUCAACUGAAACAAUACAAUUUGGGGACCAAGAUGAAGGCAAAAUACUGUAUUUUGUAUCUAUUAACUCAUUGCGAGGCAUUUACUUUCCCACAGGGUUUCUAGGGCAUAAUUCAGACACAAACAUUUUCAAAUGCAGGGGCAGGAGGGAAGAGACCUUAGUUAUCUGUUACCUUAUGGUGAGUUAGCACAUCUGAAAUAGUCAUUUUGAUCUAGAUGUUCUGAAAUAGUCAUUGUGAUCUAGAUGUCUUUUUUCUUAUACAAUAUUGGGACGUACUGGGCCACUGUAGGGACUUUCCAUGUUCCCUGGGACAGACGGUGAGGGACAGAUUUUAUUCUUUUGUACAGCCACAAAGAGCGAGUUAGGCCUCGUGUCCCUAACACUUUGUUACAGAAAGAGCAAGCUUGGUUUGAAAAUGGUGUGGCGUUCUAGGACAUCAAUCCCGAGCCUCAGACGUGGACUUCAUGUCGAUUAUUACUUUAAUAUUUAUCAUGUAACCUUCAAAGUGGCACAACCACUCAUAACUGACAGAGACAUACCACCUGAGUUAGCAGGUGGAGUGUAAAACAAAGAAAAAGUGAUAAAGAACUUGGACAGCCGAGGGAAGCAAGAGGGAAAGGAGGUGGUCUGUGUCUUGGCACAUUCCCAUCCUUCUCUGCUUCCACCACCCCAGGCGUAAAAUGGGGAUAAUAAUACUUGCAGAAGCGUUAGGGCCAUUGAAAUCGUUGUGAAGAGUUUUGAGCAUGAAAAGAGCUAAGUAUUAAUAAAACUCCAUUUCUAAAUGUUAGAGUAGGUGACGUAGUUAAGUGUUUAGUGUGUUCCUGGGCAGAUUUUGAAAGCAUGUUUGGUUUUAGCCAGUCCGCACUGCAAUCUCUCCCCUCCCCUACCUAGCUGGGUUCACGUUUUUGCCACGAAUAUUCCUUUUACAAUUUUGAAGCACAAACAGUUCAUCCUGGGUGAUGGAAACAUGCCUUUUGAAAUAUUGCCUGUUUUAUAAGGAAUUAGUUGAUAAAAUUAAUUUUUUUUAAAGACAGCCUUCUUUAAAUUGUUGGGUUGGUUUUUCUUCUUACAACAGCUGAGUGAUUGACGUUACAUUUUCAGUGAUUUUUACUACUUGUAAACCAAGAUUUAAAAUAUCCCAUUCCUAACAAAGAAAAAAGAUGUUGUGUAGCAUGAAUUGUUGGGAACAAUUUUGAUGUUGCAUGAAAAACACCAAAAAUCUUUUAAAUAAUAUUGUACUGGGCAAGUAACCAAAAAGAGCGUAGGGUAUUUCUACAUCAGCAGACAGAAUGGUUUUAAUGUAUUUAUUGAUAGUUUAUAGUUGUUUGAAUCUCUUACUACAA